AUGGCCUCGAAAAUCAGUCCGGGCUGGAACGCCCUGCUGAUCUUGGGUCUGUUGCUCGUCCUGCUGCCGUCGCAGGUUCAUGCCUUUGGCGCCGGCAAUAUUGCUUCUAUCUCCGCGGUGGAAGGUAAAAAUUGGCGUCAUGGCGAUAUCGAGGAUAUGCUCAAGACGGUCGCUUUCAUCAAAGGUCACAAAUGGACCUCCACCAUGAUCAAGCGUGUCUACUUUGGAAACUGGUUGCGCGAUUAUUCGCAGGCAAUGGACGUCGGUACCCUCAAAAGUCUGCCGGCCGAUACCAUCCGCGUCCUUGUCUGGAUCCUUUCAUUCAUGACUUUCGGCUAUGCGACAUCGGAGUUCGAGGUCACCUCCGACCGGCUGGGAGUCUACCGCCCAGAGGAGCAUAUUGACAACCCCAAAGACUACGCCGACAAUCAAGAUGCUCGCGAGUACGACGCUCGACUGCGGGGCCCAGUCCGCCAGCCUGAACUCGACAUCGAUCGUGAGACGGGUAUGAAGAAUUACAUUGCCAAUGAAAGAGGAAACUGGGACACGAGCGCUGCGUACAUCAAAAAAAGUUUGGCUCGCAGCAUCCAGUACGGGAGACAAUAUGCCCAAGGCGGAAGACGCGAGAGAAACGAAGAGGACCUCUGCGAGGCACUGCGGUGUCUAGGACAGGGCCUUCAUACUCUGGAGGACUUUGCGGCGCACACAAACUACUGCGAGCUUGCUCUCCGCGAGAUGGGCUUCCAGAACGUUUUCCCGCAUACUGGCACGAGGACCCAGAUGAACAUCCGCGGCCACCAAGUCUAUCCGCUCGUGACAGGUACAUUCGGCAUGGUCGAUUUCUUUCACUCGGUCCUGGGAGAAGCGACUGAUCACUUCACGCAAUCCGAGGUCAACGAAAUGGACAUUGCGCUGGGGGAUGCUCAAUCCAACUCGUCGUCCGGCUCUUCCUCGGCUUUGACGGCGCUGCUGGGGAAGAUUCCCGGGACCAAGGAACUCGUCGCGGAAGCCGAGGAGCUGAAGCGUCGCUCGGAGGCCCAGGAAUCAGCCAACAGGAACAACGGAUCCCGUGCAGGCUAUGCGGCUCGCGAGAUGGUGCGGGACUUCAGCGAGCACGACUCGGGUCAUAGUCGCGGAUUCGGAGAGGGGCGACCCCGAUCAACAAGGGCAUCUGAAUCCUACAAACCUUCCUUCGACGGCGCAUCGGGUCCCUUGUCUGAUUUCGACGCGAAGAACACCAUCUCCCAGAUCUACCCGAUUCUCGAGUUCAGGGAUAAAGUGGUCCGGAAUCUGUCGUCGAUUAUCGAGAAGAUCCCCGGUCUGGAGGCGCUGGUUGAGAAGAUCACUGAAACCCUAACAGUUUUCGUCAUGUCUCUGUUGGCCCCGUUCAUUCGCCCCAUUAUCCAGGCCGCCUCCAAAUCGUUGCAGUCUGGGUCUGCUGGUGUCAUUGAUGCCUCCGGGAAACACCAGUAUGAGCCGUGGACCGACCCAACCUGCACGGAUCCCACCCACUCAAUGCUGUCCAAGGACCAUUUCUCCAACGUUCUCAACGAGCCUGCCGGUCACGUCGCCUCUGCCAUCCUUCGGUACGUGGCGCCUCGUGUCCUCCAUGCCUGGGAGAACACCAAUGUCUCGGAACAAGCUGUGCUGGAGGACUGCCUGAGGGUGUUCCACCAUCCCGCUCUGCGGGACAUGCGCAAUGAGGCUCAUAGAACUAUGUACGAGGCAGUUCAGGCGUGGGUGCAGUCGAGAUCCGACCGAGGCGCCAAUCUCAAUGAUAUCCUCAGCGCCGAAGGAGUGAAGGAAGGAAAGAACAAUUCGGGAGAGUCCGGCCAUUCCCACGGACACGGCCAUGGGCACUCCCAGGGAGCGCAGGCUCAAAAUAGACCACCGCAGCAGCAGCAGCAGAGUUCUUCCAGUCCAUUGGGGCAGCUUUCCAGCCUUCCGAUCCCAGGAAUGUCCAAUCUCAACAAACUGAGUAGCACUUUCUCCAAUCUCGGACUGGGCGGAUCAUCUCGGAAUGAAGAACCUUGGCAGCAGCAGACAUCGUCGCAAUAUCAGAAUCAGCCGUAUCAGAGUCAGCCUCCUCUUACCAGUCCCAGUCCCAUUAUUCACACCAGUCCGGUGGAGACUACAGCAGUCAUCAUAGUGGUGACCAUGGCCGUCACAAUCAGCACAGUCAUGGUGGGCAUAGUUCAGACUACUAUGGUCAACAAUUAUCAAGUCAUGAUAACGACUACCACUCCCGGCCCCACGGUUCUAGUCAUCAAUCUUACAACAGCAGUUCCUCCAGUCAGGGGUAUGGGCAAAGCUACGGACAGGAGAAUAGAGGAGAGGGAUAUGGAUCCGGAAGAUAUGGGCCCGGGGGGGUAUGGGUCUGGAGGAUACCAGUAUUGA
Aspergillus tanneri is the source of this 2397-nucleotide messenger RNA. RefSeq names its product Het-C domain-containing protein. Lineage: Eukaryota; Fungi; Ascomycota; Eurotiomycetes; Eurotiales; Aspergillaceae. The record is from RefSeq and is a predicted model, not a curated record. The coding region runs from base 1 to 2397 and encodes 798 amino acids. The transcript is spliced from 5 exons.